Planococcus citri (citrus mealybug) is the source of this 1498-nucleotide messenger RNA. RefSeq lists its product as uncharacterized. The coding region runs from base 396 to 848 and encodes 150 amino acids. The transcript has 4 exons. Gene Ontology annotation, biological process: tRNA splicing, via endonucleolytic cleavage and ligation. The record is from RefSeq and is a predicted model, not a curated record. Gene Ontology annotation, molecular function: nucleic acid binding. NCBI's taxonomy places the organism in Eukaryota, Metazoa, Arthropoda, Insecta, Hemiptera, Pseudococcidae.
GUUAUUAGUGUUAUUACUUAUUUUUCGUUGAACUUGACUUGAUUCAAUGAAUUGAAAAAAAAAACGAAAAAGUCGUACAGUGAUAAGAAAAGUGUGAGAUUUUUCACUGUGGAGUUGUGGCAGUACAAGAUCGCGAAGGCACUUCACGAUUUUUUUUCACCGAACACGAGGCAUUUUUUUCUCAUUUCGUCCUCGCGUUUCUGAAAUAAAUAAACUUUUGAGUUUCGCGCGCUCAAAAGCUCGAAAGUUUAGAAACUUUAUCGCUAUUUUUCUAAAAAAAAUGUUCGGUAUCGCGUUUUAAAGUUAGUUUCGCUAAUUCUUUUCGUUAAAAACUAUAAUUCGAAGACGAUGAAUUGAAGAAUCUUCCAUCAUCUGCGAAUCUUUCUUCAACAAGUAUGAUGGAUCGUAUGAAGUUAUUGGGCUGUAAAGACGAACGAAAACUCAUGUUAGCUCAUCAAACAUGCUUAGAAUUGGCAGAAAUUGAUGGUUUGAAGAAUCUAGUUUGCAAUUACGAUGCUGAAUUGGAUCUCACUUACGUUACCGAAGAUGGCGUCGUCGAUUCCGCCAAUGUUUUCAUACCGGUUCAUUCGACAUUUAGCUUGACGCCUUUAUGGAUUCAAAACGUACAGAAUAAAUUAUCUUCGACUAACCCUAAAAGUAUUAUUCUAGUCAUACGUGAAUCAGAUACAACGUUCGUUCGACAUAAGCUCAGUGCCGGUCUCAUUCCAUCUCAAGUGAGCUGCAAGAAGUUUCAUAAUGCUAGAUUGGACGAUACGAGUGAUAAUGAGACCGAUAAUCGUAGACAAACCGUUAAAAGAAAAAUAACGACGUCUAAACAGAAGUGUUGAUUCGACGUUCGUCUGUUCGGUUAUUACCAUUGAAAGACUGUGAUUAAUUACGACGAAGAAAUAUGUUCGAAGGUAUUAUUAAUAAGUAUUUAUUAUUAUGUAUUACGAUGUCGAUAAGUGGUAAAAAUGUAGUCCAAGUUUUUUCUGAUUUUUUCACGUUGAUGUAAUACUUCGGUGUAACAAAACUUAGAAAACAGAACUGGGCAUUCGUAGUCGAUGAUUUCAGUGUACGAAGUUUCGUAUCGGUCAAUCGUUGGCUCAACUAAGAAUGUAGAUUCUGUAUGUACUGCGAGUAAAAAUUACGUAAGAGAGUUACUAUAACAUUAAAGAUCUCUACUAUGAAAUAAGUAUCUGUAUAGAUCUAACUUACCACAAGUAUAAGAUGUCAUGAAACAAGUUUUAUGAGUAGAAUGGAUGACGAAUUCGUUAUCCGAUAUUUUUUUCGCCUCGAAGUCAGCCCAGGCGAAAUUAGUAACCGAUGGAAGUUGAGAUAAGCAUUCGGUAUAGAAUACCUGGUAUUUCCAGUGUUUGUAGUUUCCACUUUCGGAUAAAAUAUUAAAGUCUUUUCUGCAAUAAGAGGUUUAUUUUACGAAUGCAAGAUUAAGUUUUGUUUUAUGAUUUAAGAUAAAGAAAAAAAUAUUGCUUACAUU